AUGAGGCAGCAGCUGAAAAAGCGAGGUCUAGCUCUGGACGUGAAGUGGGUGACACUGGUGUGCGGGGACCGGCCCGGGCCCAGAGCGGCGCGUUGGGCUGGUGAUCUCCGCAGCGCUUCGGGGGAUGUGGUGGACGGGCCGGGUGUUAGAAGCGCCAGAAAGAAAGCUGAAAUAACCGAGAACAAGAAAGGUGUCUGCAGUGUUCCUGGCUGCUUUGAUGCUCACUGUGGAUUUCUCUUCCUAGAUAACCUGCUGGGGAUCUCCUGGGUGGACAGCUCCUGGAUUCCCAUCCUGAACAAUGGGAGCGUGCUGGACUACUUCUCGGAGCGCAGCAACCCCUUCUACGACCGGACCUGUAACAACGAGGUGGUCAGGAUGCAGAGGAUGACCCUGGACCACCUGAACCAGAUGGUUGGAGUGGAGUACAUCCUUCUUCAUGCUCAAGAGCCCAUUCUCUUCAUCAUCCGAAAGCAGCAAAGGCAAUCUCCAACACAAGUUAUUCCAUUGGCCGACUACUAUAUUAUUGCUGGAGUGAUUUAUCAGGCACCUGACUUAGGCUCUGUCAUUAACUCCAGAGUUCUGACUGCAGUGCAUGGAAUUCAGUCUGCUUUUGAAGAAGCUAUGUCCUACUGUCGGUACCACCCGUCCAAGGGCUACUGGUGGCAUUUCAAAGAUCAAGAAGAACGAGAGAAAGUGAAACCAAAAGCCAAGAAGAAAGAAGAACCAAGUUCUAUUUUCCAAAGGCAACGGGUAGACGCUUUGCUUUUAGACCUCAGACAAAAGUUUCCUCCCAGAUUUGUUCAGCAAAAGCCUGGAGAAAAGCCUGUCCCAGUGGAUCAAAUCAAGAAGGAACCAGAACCAGCCCCUGAAGCUGUCAAGCCAGAGGAAAAAGAGACUGUGAAGAAUGCUCAGCAGAGUGCUGGUGCUAAAGGACCACCUGAAAAACGGAUGAGACUCCAGUGAAGGGAGAAGUUGUUACAUAUCUGGACUAGUCAAUACCUGAAAAAUGGGAGAUCCUUGCUCCCCUUUCUUUUAUAUUUAAACUCUUCCACUGAGACUGAUGAUUUGGGGACUGAAGUCCCUGUAACGCUUUUUUCUGCAGAAACCUGUCACACAGAUGUUAGUGUCAUGGUGUGCACUGCAUCACAGAAGGUGUUUGCAGCCUUCAUCUUACUUGGAAUAUUGGCUUCUGAGAACGUUUUUUUUGAAUGGAUGUAUUUUUCAGCCUCUUGAAAUCUUCACAAACUCUUGCAUCCCUUAUGUCUUGGUUUCCUUUGUAAAAAUAAAAAGCUUUAUACAAAAAAAAUUGAAAUUGAAUUCUUGGCAGAUAAAGUUCCUGGCUGCUGGAA
This is a messenger RNA of Merops nubicus (carmine bee-eater), 1349 nucleotides long. RefSeq names its product mediator complex subunit 6 (gene MED6). Gene Ontology annotation, biological process: regulation of transcription by RNA polymerase II. Bases 1 to 963 code for a protein of 320 amino acids. The record is from RefSeq and is a predicted model, not a curated record. The transcript is spliced from 8 exons. Gene Ontology annotation, molecular function: transcription coactivator activity. Gene Ontology annotation, cellular component: mediator complex; core mediator complex. Lineage: Eukaryota; Metazoa; Chordata; Aves; Coraciiformes; Meropidae.